This is a messenger RNA of Xiphophorus hellerii (green swordtail), 2337 nucleotides long. RefSeq lists its product as uncharacterized. The record is from RefSeq and is a predicted model, not a curated record. The coding region runs from base 577 to 1731 and encodes 384 amino acids. Gene Ontology annotation, biological process: DNA integration. The transcript is spliced from 2 exons. NCBI's taxonomy places the organism in Eukaryota, Metazoa, Chordata, Actinopteri, Cyprinodontiformes, Poeciliidae. Gene Ontology annotation, molecular function: nucleic acid binding.
GUUGUCUCCAUUACUGCAAGCAACAUGCUAAAGGAUGAGCUUGGAUUGACACAGAUUAAUGAGUAUUUCUGGACGGACUCUAGGGUAGUUUUAGGCUACAUCAAUAAUGAAGCGCGCCGUUUUCACACAUUUGUCUCCAAUCGAGUUCAAAAGAUAAGGCUCAACAGCACCCCUCAGCAGUGGAGAUAUGUUUCUUCUGAGCAAAAUCCAGCAGAUAUUGCCUCCAGAGGUUCUAGUGCAGGUGAGCUCAUCUCAUCAGACUGGUUCAAAGGGCCACAGUUUCUGUGGGACAAAGAAAUCCCUUCAGCUGCGAAGAUCUACAUGAACUUACCACUCGGAGAUCCAGAGGUUAAAAGGGCACAUGCGCUGAACACUUUCAAAACAGAGAAGAAAGGUUAGGCAGACAAGCUAACAAAAUUUUCUUCUUGGUACAAAGCCACUCAAGCCAUUGCUCGACUGAUUCGCUGUGCCAAGAGAGAUAAAACAACGGGUCAUAGCACAGCACAAGAAAGACAAAAUGCUAAAUGUGUUAUUCUAAAGGACGUACAAGCAAAUGAAUAUGCAGAGGAGAUAAAGAUGCUUAAACAUGGAAAGGCACUCCCUCACAAAAACAAGCUGUUUCAAAUGGACACUUUUCUUGACAGUGAUGGACUCCUUAAGGUGGGAGGAAGGCUAAAGGAUGCUUCUUUCUCUUCCUCACUGAAACAUCCAGUAUUAGUUCCAAAGAGUCACCAUGUCACUCAGCUACUAAUUGCUCAUUUCCACAGUAAGGUGCAACACCAAGGGAAAGGAAUGACAAUCAAUGAGAUCAGGUCAAAUGGAAUUUGGAUUCCUGGCAUCAGCAAAGCCGUAGCAAACUUUAUACACCAAUGUGUAAAGUGUCGCAGACUCAGAAGAGGAACAGAGGAACAGAAAAUGUCUGAUCUACCAACAGUGCGCUUAGAGCCAUCGCCACCGUUUACAUUUUGUGGAAUGGACUGUUUUGGUCCCUUUCUAACCAAACAGGCUCGAAAGGUGCACAAGCGUUAUGGACUUCUUUUCACUUGUCUUUGUUGCAGAGCAGUUCACAUAGAAAUGUUAGACGAUAUUACUACAGACGCAUUUAUCAAUGCGCUCCGUUGUUUUAUAGCCAUAAGAGGAGCAGUCAGUGAGAUAAAGUGUGAUCAAGGAAGCAACUUUGUCGGAGCUAAAAAUGAACUGCAGGAAGCUUUAAAACAAGUGGACUCUAACCGCAUUACCACAUUUCUGGCCGAGAAGCAAUGUGACUUCAAAAUGCACAUGCCUCAUUCAAGCCAUGCAGGAGGUGUGUGGGAAAGGCAAAUCAGGACGGUUCGAAAUAUUCUGCGCUCGACAGCUUCAGUUUCGUCAGGCAGGAUGGAUGACACAUCUUUAAGGACAUUCUUUUAUGAGGCAAUGUCGAUUGUGAACAGCAGACCUCUUACAGUGGAUAACCUCAGUGACCCAAACAGCCCAGAGCCGUUGACCCCAAAUCACCUGCUCACCAUGAAAUCAAAGGCAACCCUGCCCCCUCCAGGUAAAGUCAUCAAGGAAGACAUUUAUGCACGGAAAAGAUGGCGGCAAGUGCAGUACCUAUCAGAGCAGUUUUGGUCACGUUGGAAAAGGGGAGUAUCUAUCCAACAUUGCAACAAGGCAGAAAUGGCAUACUCCGAAGAGAAACCUGAAGGUUGGAGAUGUUGUCAUGGAGAAGAUGGACAUUUUACCUCGCAAUGAAUGGAGAUUAGCACGUGUAAUGGACAUAGUAACUGAUAAAGAUGGACUUGUGAGAAAAGUAAAGAUUCGCUUUGGAGAACGGAAGAUGGAGAAAGGACAAUGUUCCCGUAAAAUUUCUAUAGUGGAACGCCCAGUGCAGAAAUUGGUUCUACUAUUAGAGACUGUUUAACUAUACUCUAUAGUUUAAGUUGCAUUCUUUCCUAUGUAUUGUGAUUUCAUAGAGGUUAAAGGUCACAGGUCAUUUCUUCUUUAGGAAGUCAUUAUCGCUCCAUUUGUUUAGUUAAGCUCUAAUGAUUUGGUGGGAGUGUAAAUGACCUUACUAGUAUUUUGUGUUUCCUCAUGUAAAUAAGGAGUAUUUGUUGACAUGACAGUCUAUACUUUUAUUGUGAAAGGGCUUGGAACGGAAGGUGACAAACUAGACAAUUAACUGCUCGGUCAUAGCGGAGAGAGAGAGCGCACACGGGUCGGAGCGAAAGGGAGAUAAUUACGGAGUAAUUGUAAUUUAGGUGUAGGCAAUCAGUUAAUUGGCGCUUGGUUGAUGAGGGAACAAGCUCUUACGGUGUGUUCACACACAAAGGCUGUAAAAUAAAGGACUGUGAACCAUCA